This is a messenger RNA of Paraglomus brasilianum, 720 nucleotides long. The record is from the annotation of a GenBank genome assembly. NCBI's taxonomy places the organism in Eukaryota, Fungi, Glomeromycota, Glomeromycetes, Paraglomerales, Paraglomeraceae.
AUGAACGACAAAUACCCCGAGCAGUCCGAAGUGGAAUGGACUCUUUUAUCCUUACUCAACAACAAGCAAACGAAUCAAUGCCAACAGCCUGAGAAGAUAAUCGAAGCCUCCUCAACUUCGAUGGAACCAAUAUCGAUUUUAGAACACAUGAAGAUCUGGGAAGAAUCUUUUCUCUUUUCUCAACCGCCGAAUAUAAACACCAACUCCAAUACCGCCGAUACUAUUAUAUCGUCAAAAGAAAAGACAACGGAAGAGUCGAAUGCGUAUUAUACCAAAGACAAAGUGGACGACUGGAAGACAAGACAUUUCGAAGAGUGGAUCGGGAGAAGCAUCUCAGCAAACAUGGAGUAUUACGCCACCCGACCAGACCUACCUAGACAUGAGCUCAUACCUUUCAUCCCUUUCCUCGAUGCCGACAAUUUCAGACACGGGGAAUUUGCACGAUGGAUCAUGGGAUUGGAAUUCGUUACCUUGGUCCGAACAAACCCCGCUUACCGAAACACCAUUAACACCGACUCGUACUUACUUGAGGCGUCACCGUGUGAGCCACGAGUUAGACGAGAAGUAGCAGCAAUAAUCCAGGGGAAGAGCCCAAUUAUCAAUUACGAAUGCCUAACAAUACCAACGGGAAGCGGAAAUAUAGAAGACGUACGACGAAUGGUAGAAGGCAGUGGAGAAGAUCCGAUAGAGUCGCUCAUAGCGGUAGACCCGGCUAGCUGA